AUGUAGUCUUUAUUUUACUGAAAUUUUGAACCCAUAUGGAUUUCAAUAAAAUUAUUUACGUUACAAUUUUAUUGUUAUUUUUUUCAAUUGGAAAUAUAUGCGAUGUUGUUGGAGAGUGUAAUAAAUAUGAAAUAAAAAUGGAAAUGGAAAAUGGAACUUUUACAGAAACUACAAACAAUUUACUUGCAGUGUCAUUAGAAUAUGAAUCCGGCGAAAAAAAAUAUUUUACUUGUCUUGUAAAGUGUAAACAAACUGAUAAAAUGUGUUAUGCAAUGUUAGCAGCACAUGUAAUUGACAGUGAUGUGACAGACAUCAGGUUAGUUUAUAAGAUUGAAAAUGGUAAAAAUGUGGGUGUACCAAUUGAUCUUGAAACUGAUGUUAUAUUUCAUCCGGAGUAUGAUCCAGAUACACACAUUGGAGAUAUUGUUUUACUUAAAAUAACCAAAGAUUAUUCAAAUAUAACGUUAAGUAUAAAAUCGAGUUCUCCAUUUAAUUUUUGUCCUACAUUAUACGAACUUUAUCCUAAUUCCACUGUAUCUUAUUCUUUUGUAUCUCGUAAAUUAUCUCUGCAAAAAGAGGUUUAUGAUAGCUGUUCAAAUGUAAAGACAUCUUUGGAUUCUUUUGAGAUGGUUAAAUAUAUACCUACGGAUUUUUAUGUUAAUGGAAAAGAAACUAAGAAUCAAAAACAAGAAAAAAAUUCUAAAAAACGUGAAACUAAAUAUGAGCAUUUGUUUUUCAAUAUCACACCAGCAGAAGGAGUAUUAGCAGAAACUGGAUUUUUACUUUGUGAUAAUUGCAUAGCCGGUUUAUAUGGAUUUAAUAAUACAGAAGACAAGUGUCUCCAAUAUACACAUCUAUAUUACUAUUCACCAUGGAUUACAUAUAUUUUUGAUAGAAAAGAACCUAAUAAAACAAAACAUGGUCUUCGUUUUCAUAAGUGGACCAAAAAACCAAUAACACUUAGUACAAAGACAGGACCAACAUUUGCAACUGAACGUGAAAAAUCUGAAAUGUACUACGAAGAUAUUAACGCGUAUAGAGAUGUGCAGUUUGUAAAAAACCCUUGUAGUCAUGCAUCUACAAUUUUUUUUUUGGAGUUUAAAGUUAAUAUGUCAACAUUUUUGUUGGUGAUUUUCAUGUGUCUCUUUAUAUAUUUAAUAUUUUAAUUUGUAUAAUUUUAAUUAUGUCUGUAAUUAUAUUUAACUAUAAUUACAUACAUGCACUGGAAGUUUUUAACACGUACAAUAUGAGGGAAAAUGUUGACAAAUAGAAAUAAAAAU
Molecule: messenger RNA, 1280 nt
Organism: Daktulosphaira vitifoliae (grape phylloxera)
Lineage: Eukaryota; Metazoa; Arthropoda; Insecta; Hemiptera; Phylloxeridae
Exons: 4
Coding region: 36-1166 (376 amino acids)
Source: RefSeq, a predicted model, not a curated record